Microbotryum saponariae is the source of this 3548-nucleotide messenger RNA. The record is from the annotation of a GenBank genome assembly. Lineage: Eukaryota; Fungi; Basidiomycota; Microbotryomycetes; Microbotryales; Microbotryaceae.
AUGGUCUCGGACAAGUCGCUGUUCACGGCCUAUCGCCACAUCGCUCCUACGAAGAUUGGUGGUAUUGCAGGGGGCAUCAACGCCGUCGGAACGGGAAACAUCGCCUUUGUUGCCGCCUCCGGUCACCCGAUCACGCUUACCGGCGUGCUGCACACCCCGGGCCUGUCUGUCAACCUCCUCUCGGUCUCUCGACUUUGCGACACCGACGAUGUCCGUGUCGCCUUCACGAAGCACGGCAUCCAUAUCGACAAGAACGGCAAUGCUAUCGCUGAAGGCGCAAGACUCGAGGAAGGGCUCUACUUGCUGGACGCUGAUCAUUCCAAAUGUCAGCAUCUCGCUCUCCUCUCUCGCUCACAGUCUUCCGUGCCCCUGCUGACCCUUCACCGCUGCCUCGGCCAUCUCGCACCGUCGUCCAUACAGAAGAUGGUUGCCGCUGGUUUGCUGGAAGGUCUCGGGGCCGGAUAUAGUGACGAAGAGGUAGAGAAGUUUGUCUGCAAUGCUUGCCUCAGUGCAAAGGGCCAUCGUCUUCCUUUUCCCGAUUCGGACUCGCACUCCUCAGAGAGACUCGGCCUCGUACACAGCGAUGUGCUUUCCUUUCCCGAGUCGUCCUUGACUGGCAAGCGUUACCUGGUCACGUUUCUUGACGACUUCUCGCGCAAACUGUGGGCAUACGCGAUCGGACACAAAAGCGAAGUCUUUGGCGUGUUCAAGACAUGGCUUGCCGAGGUCGAACUCGAGACGGAUGCAAAACUGAAGGUCCUCCGAACCGACAAUGGUGGCGAAUACUGUUCGAGAGCGUUCACGGAAUUCUGUAAGGCACGCGGCACACGUCGACAAUACUCUAUCCCUCGAACGCCUCAACAGAACGGUCGUGCCGAACGAGUCAAUCGUUCUAUCGUCGAAGGUGUCCUUGCCCUCCUUGCAGACGCCCACUUACCCAAAUCAUUCUGGGAGGAGGCAGCAGCUUAUUUCGUCUACUGCAAGAACCUGUGCGAACACUCGGCCCUGGACAAGGCAACACCGAACUUCGCCUGGCAGGGCGACCGCACCAACGCCUCGGCGCUUCACCCGUUCGGCUGCACGGCUUGGCUCACAGUCGCGCCUGAACUUCGCUCGAAACUCGACCCGAAAGCGGUUCGCGUUCUCUUCACCGGCUAUGACCUGGCUUCUAAAGCCUUCCGUUUCUACGACACGACGACCAAGAAGAUCAGUUUGGGCAGAAAUGCCAGGUUCCUCGACAACGAAUUUCCCGGGUUACGUAGCGACUCCACCGAGCAAGACGCCGACACGCACUUCGCCAGCGCUUGCCCGACCACCGAAUCCCAAGCCGUUGUCAAGACAUGGACCCCACUAGUAAGGUCGGCGCACAUGGACGUCUCAUCCUCUCUUGAUGACUCUGCCAUGAGCGCCGUUGACGUGGCCCCAGGGUACACUGGCGGAACCUUACUUAAUUCCACAGAUGCCGAAUCGUCCUCGUCACCGUCUCCUGAGCCGUCCUCGUCACCGUCGCCCGCAACUCCCUUGUCACCGUCGCCUGCGCUGUCACCGUCGUUGGCUGCGUCAUCGUCACCCUCGGCCUUACCGACCGACUCUGACUACUCCGCCGACCCUCUGGACCUCAUCGGCUCACAGACCCCGACUCGCCUCGGCCCACCGGACGUGCACCGCCCAGACUUCAGCACGUACCGUGAGCCCGCAUCGGCUGAGGAGUCGCCCGACGAACUCGACAUCAUUGGGCGCCACUCGCGCGAUGAAUCGCCGGACGAAAUCGAUUUCCUCACCCAACACCACCGCGCCUUCAUCGCCACCGACGACGACAACUCUGACACAGAAGCCAUUCAACCAGUCAAGUCCAUCACCAGCGACCCACAGACAUGGCGCGAGGCAAUGUCGAGUGACAAGCGCGAAGUGUGGGCCAAGGCCGCUACCGACGAGUUCAAUUCCAUGCGCGACGACUUCAAGGUCUUCACCAUCGAGGACCGAUCCACGGUACCAGCGGGUGCGACCAUCGUCACAUCCAAGUUCGUCUGGAAAACGAAACGGAAUGCACUCGGCGAAGUCACCGGCCACAAGGCACGGCUCGUGGCGCAGGGAAAUCGGCAACGCGACGGCAUCGACUUCAACGAAACCUUCGCACCAGUCGCACGCUUCUCCUCGAUACGCUCACUCCUCGCGCUGGCGGCCGCCAACGGCUUGCACGUGCACCAGGCGGACAUCGACAAAGCCUAUCUGCAUGGCGACCUUGACCAUGACAUCUGGAUGACGACACCGCGCGGCUUCGACCUUCCCACCGACAAGGUGCUUCGUCUGCGACGCUCCAUCUACGGACUCAAACAGGCUGGCCGAAUCUGGAAUCGACACAUCGACGCAUCGCUUCGAGAUCUCGGCUAUACGGCGACGGGCACCGACCACUGCGUGUACUCUCGGAUCGACGAUCGGCGACGCCCACACUACAUCGCGCUGUACGUCGACGACCUCCUGAUGAUCAGCCCCGACUUGGCCGAAAUUGAACGUGUCAUCUCGGGCCUCGAACAACGCUACGGCGUCAAGCGCCUCGGCCCGGCAGAGUACAUCCUCGGCAUCCAGAUCAGGCGACUCGAAGACGGUUCUAUUGCCCUGUCCCAGGAACGGUACAUCAUGGACGUGCUUGCUCGGUUCCACUUCGACACCACGACUCGCGGCACUACAGUCCCGAUGACCCCCGGCCUUUCGCUCACCGCCAUCCCGGGUCAAGGCACCGAACGGAUCAGGUCAUGGUAUCUGCAGGCUAUCGGCUCGCUCCUCUACAUUUCGCUCGGCACCCGCCCCGACAUCGCCUUCGCCGUGUCCUACCUGGCCCGCUUCGCCAACAACCCUGGACGUCGUCACUGGAUCGCGGUCAAGCACAUCCUCCGCUAUCUCCGGGCCACAUAUCGCGACGAACUGGUUUAUGCUUGCGGCGAGACACGCAUCACGGGCGUGGUUGGCUACUCCGACGCGAACUGGGGGGCCUGCGUCGAUACGUCGGUGUCCACUAUGGCUACGUCUUCUACAUUGCCGGAUCCGCCGUGUCUUGGUCGUCCAAGCGUCAAUCUCGAGUUGCCGAUUCUACCACCGACGCUGAAUACCUCGCCCUCUCGCAUGCUGGCAAGGAAGGGAUCUACCUCAGUCAGCUGCUCGAGGAGCUCCAUGUCCAACCUGUUGCACCGGCUCACAUUUUUACUGACAAUGAAGCCGCUGCCGCAGUUGCCCACGACCCUGUCCGCGUCUCCGGCACUCGACACAUACGCUUGCGCGAGCACUUUGUUCGGGACAUGGUGAAUCGGGGCGAUAUCUCACUCUCGCAUGUGGGAACCAGCAACAUGGUGGCCGACAUCUUCACAAAGGCUCUUGGCCCAAAGAUUUUCUCGACACACUGCUACGCACUAGGCCUUCGCACUCGACACCCACGGCUUGGAUCUGCCUCGCAUUCGCGUGGGGGGGGGUGUGAAGAGUCCACUCUCAGCUCGACAGGGGCGCCUCGGUCGUUGCGCGCGCCUGCUAGCCUGGCCCCUGUGGUGGGGACUUAG